This is a messenger RNA of Lactuca virosa, 1356 nucleotides long. Lineage: Eukaryota; Viridiplantae; Streptophyta; Magnoliopsida; Asterales; Asteraceae. The record is from the annotation of a GenBank genome assembly.
CUUUCCAUCUCUCUAAUUCUCUUCCGGCGAGUCCGAGCGAGAGAGUGAGAGAGAGAGACAUACAAACACUGUAACACAAAUCCAGAAUUUCCAUAUAUUUUGGAAACACCAUCGGAAAAUAUGGAGUUCAAGGAUCGGAAAACUUUGCCAGUUUCCAAAUCUGGUAACGACGACGACCGUCGAAAUGUCUCCUCUCCGAUGACCAGAACCGGCGUUUACGCCGCCGUCUCUUACAUGGCUUGUGCAGUUCUUUUGAUCAUGUUCAAUAAAGCCGCUCUUUCAUCAUAUAAAUUUCCAUGUGCCAAUGUUAUUACUCUUUUCCAGAUGAUAUGUUCUUCAAUCCUUCUUUAUGCAUUAAGAUGUAGAAAAAUCAUUUCUUUCAGAGGUGAUAGUGAAAUCCCAAGCACAAAAAACAUUCCAGGGAUUUUCAUACCAUCAAAUACAUUGAUCAAAACUCUUCCUCUAGCAAUCUCGUAUUUACUUUACAUGUUGGUUUCAAUGGAAUCUGUUCGUGGUGUAAGUGUGCCCAUGUACACAACACUUAGAAGAACGACUGUUGCAUUUACAAUGAUCGUAGAAUAUGUUUUGGCUCGACAAAAAUAUUCUAUAUAUGUUAUUGGCAGUGUAGGAAUAAUCAUACUCGGUGCCUUUGUAGCUGGAGCUCGAGAUUUAUCAUUUGAUUCCUAUGCCUAUGCCAUUGUUUUUUCUGCAAACAUUUGUACUGCAAUAUAUCUAGCUUCAAUAGCGCGAAUAGGAAAAUCUAGCGGCCUCAAUAGCUUCGGCCUUAUGUGGUGCAAUGGGUUAAUAUGUACUCCAAUCUUGUUACUAUGGACAUGGGCCUGCGGUGAUCUUCAACUCACCGCAAACUUCUCUUACUUGUCAUCUCCUGGAUUUCAGGUUGUCAUGCUUUUGUCAUGCGUCAUGGCUUUCUUGUUGAAUUAUGCGGUUUUCUUGAACACAACUUUAAACUCGGCUGUUACACAAACAAUAUGUGGAAACUUAAAGGAUCUUUUCACAAUCGGACUUGGGUGGCUUCUCUUUGGCGGUCUUCCAUUUGAUUUGUUGAAUGUGGUUGGCCAAUCUCUCGGGUUUCUUGGAUCUUGUACCUAUGCAUUUUGCAAAAUCAAAGGGUUGUAACCCGAUAGAAGAAGGAUAAUUAUGUGUAAAAAAGGUUCGUUUGUAGCUUCACAUAAUAGACAAUUUUGUUGGAUCAAAAGCCAAGUGCGGAUAUAUCUUGUUCCUUGUUAGUUUGCCUCUUAUCAACUCAUUUGUUUAGAUAUUGUUUUUGUUGUGAAUGAUUGUUUUUUAUCCAACAAAUCUUAAUUAUUUAAUUUUCCCAGCCCUUAGUUGUUUACA